Messenger RNA from Dentiscutata heterogama, 1549 nucleotides. The record is from the annotation of a GenBank genome assembly. NCBI's taxonomy places the organism in Eukaryota, Fungi, Glomeromycota, Glomeromycetes, Diversisporales, Gigasporaceae.
AAAAUGACAAAUUUCCAAAUGUGAAUGAUAGAGAAGAAGCACAAGUAUUAGGAAUCAUGGAACAAACAAAUUCAACAGUUUUUGUUUCAACAGAGGAAACUGAAAUUGAACAAAGAUUAAAAUCAACGACUUCAUUACAACCAACUGAAUCUUUUGCAACGGUUAGAACUCCAUCAACACCGUUUACUGAAUUAAAUGAAUUUAAAUAUGAAGAAAAAAUUGAACAAUCAUCAGAAGCUCAAAUGAACAAUGAAACUAUGAAUGAGGACAUUCCAGAUGAUUUACUUAAGUCAACAGAUGGAGAUGUUGAAAUGAUGGAAAUUGAUAAAAAUGAUAAGAUUGAAGAACCAAUACCUUCACAACUUCAAGUAACUACAAUAGAUUUACCUAAGCAUGAACAAAUAAGAAGGCUUACGAAGGAAAAUGUUUCACCCAUAGACUCCGAAGCUACACCACGUGAAGAUACAAAUAUGGAGGUAGAUGAGUCAACAAAUGAAACAUCAAACUUUCAAGAUUCGACAAAAAACCUGCAGAAUGACCGUUAUGUAACUUCACCGGGAGCGAUUACCGAAGAGAGAGAAUCUGAAAAAGGAGAAAAUUUCGAAGCAACUGGAGCAGAUGGAGGAGAAUCAGAGGAAGUUAUUGGAUCUCCUGAUGAACAAAAUGAAUCAGAUAAUGAUAAAACUUCUAUAACGGAGAUUGAGAUGCAAGAAAAUAGACCAAAUCUAACAUUGGAUACUAUCAAAAGUGAAGGAUCCUCAGAUACUACGGAACCUGCAGGAUCUUUUUGUGAAGAAGAACCUGUUGAAAGUUCUAAGACGGAAAUAUCAGAAAUUAAGCAUGAAACUAUUUAUGAUGAUAACAUGCAAAUGGUAGAUUCGCAAUCACUAAAUGAGGAAAAUGAAGAAAUGACGUCAACAACAUCCCAAACUGAGUUUAAAGAGCAACUUUCACCAUCAGUAACAACGUCUACCCACCACAUGGAUACAAUUACAAAUUCUAGUCCAGGCGAUGGUAAUUAUGCAGUUCACGAAAGUGAGACUAUCUCAGGAGCCGACGCAUCUGAAAAUGACAAAAAGCAAAAGACCUGGUUAAAACUAGCCAUGAUGAUGUUACAUGAAAUUGGCAAUCAUAAAUUUGCUAGUGUCUUCCAAAACCCAAUAAAAGAGCAAGAUGCACCAGGAUAUUAUAGUAUUGUCAAACAACCGAUGGAUUUGAAAACUUUGAAGAAACGUUUGCGCGAUGGAGUUAUUCAAGACACAGAUCAAUUCCAUCGAGAUCUUAUGCUAAUGUUUAUGAAUGCAUCAGUAUUCAACCGAGAAGGGGAUAUUAAUAAAAUGGCAUCACAAAUGAAAGAACACGCCGAGAAUCUAAUUCAAGGAUUUAGAAGUGAAGGUUCAGUCGGAAUACAUGAACCUGCAACACGAAGAAAGAGCAUGGCUUUUGAAGAAGCGAUCAUAAUUCCAAAGGAUGACCGACGGAAUUCUACAGACAAGUCUGGUACAGGUUCUUCGCGCCACGGGACUACAUCCCAAUCGCCGGUUGAAAC